Messenger RNA from Numida meleagris (helmeted guineafowl), 18112 nucleotides. It is a transcript of the gene PANX2, whose product is annotated as pannexin 2. Gene Ontology annotation, molecular function: channel activity. The transcript is spliced from 3 exons. Lineage: Eukaryota; Metazoa; Chordata; Aves; Galliformes; Numididae. Gene Ontology annotation, biological process: positive regulation of interleukin-1 production; monoatomic cation transport. The coding region runs from base 14782 to 16626 and encodes 614 amino acids. The record is from RefSeq and is a predicted model, not a curated record.
UGAAGCCUGGCUGGUCCUAAGCGGUUGUCUGUAUGUUAGCUGAGGCACGUGCCACAUGCGUGUUUCACUGGGCUGCGAGGCACGGACAGAUGCUUUAUCAUACAGACUGCUGCAGUAAUCCUAUAGAGGCACACGCUUCUGUGCUUUGCUAUAUGGUGAUGGCAGAAAUCUCCAGCGUGUUUGGGUUUCUUUAAGGGCCUACACCUUACAUACAGACUUCUGCAGUUCAAAAAAUUCAGUUUGAUUGCCCACAGCAUGCAGUGUGCAGUCUUUCCUGCCUGGAAGUUUGGCUCAGGUGUUGAUAAGCCUUGAAAAGUACUGAGCCAGUACGUUGCUGUGCGCCUCUCAGGCUGUGAGCAAUACAGGUAGCCGUCACUGCCUUUCUGAUGCAUCGGCCUGAAGAGUGCGCUUGGCAGCGUGUGGCUUGUUUGGUUCUCUGGAGUUCCAUAGUGGUGAUCCAUGCGAAAUUACCAACACUUUAAUGCACAGACUGGUAGUGUGUAGCUUGUAUGGUCAGUGGGAGUUAGCCAUGUGCAGUCCAUCCGAGCACAUCUGAGUCCAGUCCUUUACGCGCAGCUUGGGGAUUGACCUCCAACACACGCAUCCUUAACACUUGCUUUCACUAUAACAUUAAUUAGAACAGUUACUGCUUGUGAAGAGCGUCUUGGGUGGAGAUUUUUUCUAAAUUAUAGCUUAAGCACUUUGAAUUUAUUUCACUUUUUAAGCAUACAUUUAUGUUUUAGGUUCUUCUGCCACGGUUGAUGAUAGCCCCAUGUUUUUGCAUGGACAUUUAGAGGUGUCUUCAUGAGCCUGUAUUUCCAGGGCACCAUGAGCUUGCUGAACAUCUGAGAACUGUCUUUUUACAGUGACUGAGAGGCAGGGAACUGCUGUUUUUCAGAUCCUCAGUGUAGAAUGCAGAAGUGCUGGAAUCCCUUCCUCUGUUUGGUGUGUAGAAAGGAAACAGUAAUAAAAAGGCAUUUGCAGAAGGCAGUGAGAGUGCCUGCUUAUAUAUGUGCCUUCAUACUGCUGGAGACUUAGAGUUCUGGAUGCACGUAGGCCUCAAUUUGACCUUGGGAGCAAGAAAGGUCAUGCGCUUUGCCGUAUGUGCCCCUACUGUUGUGUGAGUUCGCUGACAGAAAUCCUUUGAUGAAUCACUGCUUGUGCAGACAGCAGUAACUCGCUCUGUUUGAAUAAAUCCUCUGAGGCUGCAGAUUGCAGAGGGAGCCGCAAGUCUAAAGGACUCUGAGGUUUGUGCAGGGGAUGUUCCUCUGCAUGUCUACACUGUGGUCUGUGCAAAUUCUUGGAAGAGAAGACAUCUACUGACUUUACUCACUGCUCACGUCUGCCCAUGUUUCUGCAGUUGGGUUUGUUUUAUGCCAUGGAAGACUCCUUUCUAAGAUGACAGUUGUGGCCGAAUAUUUCAGUUGUUUUUUGUUUCAGAAGUGCUAAAAGCAAUGUCAUUUGUGUCUAGUGAUAGAGCUUGUUUGCUCUCUUGACCUUAUGAAAGCAUCUGCUCCUUAAGAAGCAGUAACCUGUUGUGUCUUGCCCAGACACAGAUUACAAGGCAAUGCAGAAGCCUCCUUUAUGUCACUGGGACAACACUCUUACCUCAUUUGAUGUCAUGUAUUUGUUCAUUUGAUCUACAGUCAGAAAAAUAAUAUGAGAAAAAGGAAAAAGAUACAAGAGCAUGUAGUACAAACUGUAAGGGACUGAUGAAACUAUGUUGCUUUUUUGGGUUGGAGUUACAGAUCUUAGGAUUAGUGGAUUCAGUUCUGCUUCUGAGUUCUGUAGCAAAACUCCUACUAACUUUGGCCUGACCUGAAUCAGAUGUUUCAACUCUGUUACCAGAACAGUAUUUACUCAGUCUUUUCUAAGUUACUGUCUGGAGACACUGACUGUGGUCAUAGCAGUAGCCCUGCUGACUGUGUGCUUGUUCAUUCUGCUCAUUCUGCUGUUAUGUUUCACACAUGCACUGCCAGUGAUCUUCAAAAAAAAAAAAAAAAGAAAUUUUGUUUUCUUGGUUUGGACACUGCAGUUUAUAUAAUACAUAUUAGAAGUGCAAACACUGCUGACAAAAGUGCUGUCUAAAGGUUCCCCUUUGGUUUUUAAUAUCACAGCAGCUUCCCAGAUCUUUCUUGAUGCCCCUCUGUGCCUCAGUUAUGGCCUCAGAAUGGGAAAUAAAAACCGAGCCAGCCUCAGCGCACGAGGCAGAGAAACUGUGUUAUGGCAGUCGUAUUUAAAUAUGGUAAUUCACGUACAAUCUUAAAAAUCCUCAUGUCUGUAGAAUAAAAUGUUGCAUAAUGUAGUUUUCCUGUGUGAAGAUAGUUAUUAACUAGGUUGUUUUAAUGGUGCAGAUAAAGUGGUUGUUUAAGUUAACGUGUUCGCUGUUCAUGUAGGUGAUUUCUUUGUCCUCAUAUUUGAGAGCUCUGAUCUUUACAUCACUUUUUAGAAACUAAAUCACAAAUUCUGUAAUGCUUGCACAAGCUCUUCUGAAAAAGAAAUGAAUGCAAUCUUUCUUUGCACUUCCCAAACUUUCUUUCAUAAGAUAAAAGGAAGUCUCUCAGCUAACCGCUGGCGUUAUCAUUUCUAAGUCUCCAAAUCCUCCUUUACUGUUUUUCCAGCAAGCUACUGUGAGCCCAGAAGGAAAGAUCCAAGAAAAAUAAUUACAAUAAAUGCACGUGCAAUGUUUGUACUGGGCAUAAGGUCGUCAUAAGGUCAUUCAGGAACCAUAGUCAGCUACUUCACGCAAAGAAAGCCCAAACAAGCACCCAGAAAAAGAGGAAUGAGGAUUGUCUCCAUCUUUAAAAGGCACCCAAGGGCAGACUUCGUAUACAAGCAGGACACGUAUUUUUAUGCCCUAGCGCAUGUUGACCUCGAAGACCGCAGGGAAAAUUUUGGAGGCCUGUAUCUGUGACCCAGUGGAUGGAUCAGUCUGUGAGUGGAACUCGUGUUCCCCCCAGACGGGGCUCUGAGCCCUGCUCAGAAGGGUGCCUGCAGCUGGCAGCGUAGGCUGAAGGAAACCUCUCUGACACUGAUGUUCUUGCUGAGAGCAGCGGUGCCAAUAAUAGGUAAUAGUCCCAAGGGAAUUUACCUGCUUUUCUGUUUUCUUUCAGAAAUUACUGCUUUAAAGAUAACAAUUUAUUCUGUUAUACAAAUCUGAGUACUGAUGUGUUGUGGUUUCUCACAUAACAGUGAUGUGAUCCCCAUUACACCGUGUAUAGUUUUAAUACCUGUUGCAGCACUCCUGCAUAUGUAGUGCUUGUGUUUUGUACCUCAGAAUUUUGAUUUCUCCCACCUGAUGAUCCGGAAGCCUGAUUCUUUUUUUUUUUUUUUUUUUUUAAUUUUUUUCUCUAACAAUUAGUUACUCCUGUGCAAACUGGAAGUAAAAUACAGCUCAUGACCUCUGAGUGGAGAGUUCUGAUUUGAUAGUCCCAUGCUGUCCCAGUGCAGGAAUAGAUAACCAUUCUAGGUGCCAGGCAGUAGAGGAGCAAAGCUGUAAGCCUGUAACUGUAGGUUGUCACUUUCUAAAAUGUGGAGAGUGUGUAGUAUUAGACUGCAACAUGCAGUGUCUGUUUGGUGGGGAUUGGUUGUUCCAUGUUUUUUUUUGGUUUUUUUUUUUGUCUUCUACUCUCCCUGGUUUCACCAUGGAACUAAUACACAUGAACCACAUGGAAUUAGCAUACGUGGUCCACAGCCGCAAGCAGGAGGCUGUUGGGUAUUCAAAACUGCUCUUCAUCAGCACAUGCCAUGUUGUGUCCUCUGGCUGGCAGGGAUGCUGCUGGCAGUGAAUGGCAGCCCUCUGUAGUGAAAAGUCCUGAGGCAUUUGCCUGAAUUCCAAGAUGCUGUUCUGCAAUACAGUAGAGGAAGAGAUACUUGGCUCUCAUUAUGAGCUGCUUACUUUGUGUUUAAGUAUUCUGGUUCACUGUUGUGCUGUGUUCAGCAGCAGCACAAUCAGUAAUGUCUGUGGGACGUUUGCUCUGUAAGGGACCAGUGAGAGGUGGGCCCAGAAGAGAAUACAUUGCUGUUAUUGUUACGCAUUAUCUUCACAAAAAAAUUGAAAUAUUUUUGUUUCCAAGCUUUAGGAUUCAUGUUGUCAACUACAGUGAUUGUGAAGUCAUAUCCCUCAUGUAAAGUGCCAUAGUGCCUUGUGCUUUCUAUUCACAGUGAAUCAUCCUAUUAUUGCAGUCAUGUUUGCUUUUCCUCAGAAGUUGUUCAGUACCAAUACUUGUUUAAAAUAAAGCAAAACAGUCAUCCAGACGAUUGUUACGUUGUAGUCAGAAGCCAAGCUGUGGCACUGAUUUUCUUUCUGCGUUCAUUAAUCAGUGCCUGCCAAACACCAACAAGUUCCUCAUAAGUUCUGUAUUCCUAUGUCUCUGAGCAGUUUCAUAGCUCAGCCCUCUUACCACCCUCUGCUAGAAAAUUCUCAUGAAGUCGUGGAGGGAGACAGUAAGUUAAAUGAAGGGUCAGUUCAAGUUCUAUGUUUUAUUUUCUGAUUUGUAAUAAUUGUGCAUAAGCACUGCCUACUUCACUGUGGCAUACAGUAUAUGUGUCAGUUCAGUGUCGUUAUGCAUUUCACCUACAGUAUGUUUGAAAUAGUAUAUGCUGAGGAUUUCUGUAUUAAAAGAUAGAAUUCUAUUUUGUAUUUCUGUUUCAGCUUGUGGGCAACAUAUUUACACACACACUUCCCUGACUUGAGUGUUAGCUGGCUUUUGAGCUUAUGUUCCAUUUUUACUCUUAAACUGCACUUAAAGCCAUGUAAAGUUUAAAAAAAAAAAAGUGAAGAUGACAUUUUUCCACAUGAUUAUUGUUAGUGGUAAAAGCAUAAGGCAAAACUGUUAUGUAUAUAUGAGAACAUGGAUGCAGUAAUUGGUUCUGAGGCAGUAAUACUAGCUGCAAGGAGAGACUUUAGGCAGUGUCUCAGUACCACUUGUGUUUAAAUGCUUUCUGAUUAUGUGUUUGUAAAAAGAACUGGAGUACUACAAGCAGCCCCAGGCCAACUGUGCUUCAGCUGCUGGCUGUUCGCAGUGCUGCUUGAGCUCUUCCCAAAGGGCGAGGGCAGUUCUCUCUCACACACACACACCCCCAGGUGCACAGGAGACAUGCAUGAGAUGUGCAAGCUGCCUUUCCGUGCGUUUUGGUCACUUAAAGAUUUGCAGUUGUGUAGCUGAAUGUUGAAUAUGAAAGUAGUCUUGAGGAAAUGCAUGAGCCUCACAUAGGUAAUAAUUCUGCUGCAAUUUCUCGAGGCCACAAACAUUUUUAUGUCAUGAAUUCGAUCUCUCAGUCUUCGCUGACACAUCUGUGCCAUCUUUUUUUCAUACUGGCUUUGACCUUUUCUGCACUAUUGUCUCCAUUUUCUUAUGUCACGUAUGCAAAGAGGUUCAAAAUGUAAAUGAGAUUUAGCUUAAUGCAUACUUUGAGAUAACUUCAACAGUCUGAACAGGUAGGUGGUCAGAAUUAUUUUUAAGAGCUAAUUAAUUAAUUCAUCUUACUCAACAGGGAACGUUUAGAAUAAAUGAGUAACACCGAGGCUGUUCUUCAGAGUUACCGUGGAGUUUUUUUCUCACUAAGCUUGAUAGGGCUACACAUUGAAUUGCAAAAGCUGAAUUAUGUCACAGCAGACUGGCAUCAUUCCUGUAGAGGUUUCUUUUGUUUCAGUUGCUGAGAUGCAUGGGGCAUUUUUUGCAGCUUGGAGCUCCGUGACUAUUUCUGGAACAUUUCAGUUAUAUGCUGAAGCAAUUAUUUUUUGAGGUUGAGGUGCCUUGGCUUCUGUGGGAUCCACAACCCGCGGGAGGGCAGGAAACCUCCACACUGGAAGUUGUAGAGUUCCUGGGAGCCUUUGGGGUCAGAUUCUCCUUGUUCUGUCAUGAUAGAUCAGCGCAGUUGUGACACUUGAUAAAACUCAGUUUCUCUAUGCAUAGAAUCAUAGAGUGGAAUCACAGAGCCGCUUAGGUUGGAGGACACCUUAAAGAUCAUGUCAUUCCAACUCCCCUGCCAUGGAGGAAUCACUUUUCCAAAAAGUAGUAGACCACAUCUCUGCCUCCAAAUACUAUGAUGUUAGAAUAAUGUAAUUACCUAAUGGGCUAACUUCUUGCGUUUUUCUCUUUUUUAAUAAGAAGUUUUCCAGGUGCUGUGUUUAUGGCCUUAGGUGUUUAAGGCAAGCCGUCUUUUUCAUUUCUGAUCAUUAAAAUGCGGUAAUGCAGUAGAACAAACCUGCUGUUUCCUCUUGUUUCCUGUCUUUGUGUUUUGUACUUGACCCUUGAUUUAAGAAGCCACCCCUGUCUAUCAUGAGUUUCAAAGGACAUUCAUAAUUCAUUUCACUUUGGCAUUUAUGUGUUCUUCAGUUUGCUUUAGGUGUUGCUCUGGUUCACAUCAUAGUCGUGACUCAGUGUCUGUGUAGUUGCUGUGGGGGUUUCAUCUCUAGAGGGCAAUUCUUGAAUUGCCCAAAAAAUAUUUUUUGAUUUUUGGAUAACAUUAAGACUUUUAUUUUCACAAAUUAUUUCCACCGCUGCACAAAUCUGUACAUCACCAAAUCCCAUUUACCUCCUCAUAUUAAGGGUAAUUGUUGAAGUAAAUAUCAUUCGGAUCUCUGUUGUAGGCCUUUUUUAUGUGGCUGAAUUUCAUUCAUUGUAUUUUGAUGGAUGCAUAAUUCUGAAGCCUGAUCUAACCUUUCCUCAGAUCCUAACAUAAUACAAAGCAACAUUAUAGUACAGAAACACAGCUCUAGCUGCAAAUACAGGGAAUGUAAUUUCCUUCCAGCUAUCUUCUGUUUUCCCACAGAGCUGUUGAGUGUAGGAAGAAAUGCUCAUGGUGUUGGUGAACAGUACAGUAACUACAGAGAAGCUCUUUUUCUAAUGAAAUUACCCCCAUCCUGCAUGGCCGUCAUACAGCGGAUGGCAGCUCGUUAUUGAAAUAUUUCUCCAUAGCAACAACCUAAGGGAUUUCCUUUAGGUGUUGCUGCACCUUCUGUGUAACAGUUGCCAUUUCUGGAACACUUUUCUCCAACAGACUUCAAUAUAUGAACCAAGUAGGAAUCUUUCUUGCCUGAAAUAUGCUGGGCAGGUAUUACAGGUUGUUAAGCCUCACGUUGCUGCUAAGUGAGCUUCAGCAUACCAGCUAAUUUUAGAAGAGCUGAUAUCUCUCACAAACGGGGAAUAAGGUCCUGUGAAUUUAUAUAUCCACUGCAAGUGUGCAUUAUCAUGUUAGUGACUGGAGAACCUAAAUAUAUGCAGGUGAAGCAAUGGUCUUGUAAGAAAAAAGGCCCCAUGUUGUAAAUCAGGGGACACCCCUGUGGGAAACCAGUUACCUGUCAGUCUUCGAAACUGCUUGCCUACAGCUCACCCAUUAUGACUAAUACUUCACAAAAUCACAGAACUGUAUUUGCUGAAAGGGACCUCUGGAGAUCAUCUAGACCAACUCUCCUACUAAAGCAGGUUCCCUAGAGUUGGUUGGACAGGAAUAUACUUGUAAUAUACUAAUACUUGUAGAAUAUGGACAAGUAAAACUUUAGAGCAGCAGUGGUUUCCUAUCUCAUUUCCUUAGGGACUUUCUUUUUAAGAUUUUUUUCUUAAACAGGACGGGUGGUUUCAGAGAGUGGUCAAAAAAGGCUGUACCUUCCCUUGUUGAUCAUGGAGAAAUUUGUACCUUAGGAAGACUUCCUGGGCAUGGAACCUAUAUUCUUUGGAAAGAAUAUUUCCUAACAAAGAGAGAAGAGGAUUCAGGACGUUUCUUCUUUGCCUUUUAAAAUAUACUGAAGGCUACGAAAUAAAUUUAUUUCGGUUUCAUAAAUAAACAGUUUUCUACCUGCUUGCUUGUGCAUUCCUUUUAGUACCCAAGGUGAAUGAGGCAUGUAUGUCUGACUGCUUACACGUGACACAAUGGAGAGAUGAACAGUACGAUAGGAUACACUUGUCAAAUAUAAGCAUCUGUGGCUGAAUCCAGGGAGCAUCUCAUUUAUUCUGACUACUGGCCAAGAGAGCCUACUUAAACACUGAAUUUCUCCUUGCAGACAAGUGGAGAGGACUUUACAAGGAGCACUUUGGAGUACUUGACUGACGUGCCAUCUUUUCUUUGUGUGCAGGUUGAGCAUCUUCAUAAGGGUGAUUUAGCAGUCCUCUUCAAGAGGAUGAAAAGCCAACUGGUAGAAAGCACUAAGACCCAGGGUGAAUCUGCUGUAUAUUUUACUCAUUAAAUAAUAAACUUAACAGUAUGCUUACCUAAAACUUAACUCCAGGUGUCCAGAGUUGGUAUGUCCUCCCCACUGGCAUUCUCUGUGAGCCUGUCAGAGUCAGAGCAUAAGGGUUCAGGCGCUUGCCCAGGAGUUGAGCGGGUUGCCUGUUUGGCCAGGCUGCAUAUUUAUUUCUAGAUUAUCAAAGAGUUAUUUGAACAAGAGACAUACUUACCUUUGUCUUGGUGUAACAAGCACAAGAAUUUUGUCUCUUUCAUUUUUCAGUUAUAUUUUCCGAAAAUCAAGUUUCUUUUUUAUUCUUUUGUCUGCUGUUAGGAACUGGUUGUGUUCCACCUGCACUAUUGAAUCGUUGGUCUAGAACGCUGAAAUCAUGCAAUUUAGUUGGAGGAUCAAUGAGGUGUCAUUUCUUUCUCAGUCUAAAUUAUAAAAGACAGAAGUCACAGGAUGCAUACACAAUUUAUUAUACUUCAUAGUUUGCUUCUGGUGAAUAUAUUUUAGUGGUAAUAUGGUAGGUGUAAAGGUUCAUUUGCCCUUUUAUAUAGGGGCAUAUACUGUGUAUUACUAAUGUUUUCCUUUAUUACUUUAUAAUGUUUACCAAAAGCAUUGUAAGUGCUUUGUCCAUAUUUAUUUAAAUAUCUUUUGACUGUUGCGUGUCAUAAUGCUUCUGAAGCUUGAAAUCGAAUCCCCUGCAGCAUCAGUUCUUCAAAGAGAGAUGCACAUGCCUAAUUUUAUGCACCGUGAGUAAUCUCAUUGGCUUCAGAAAAACUGCCCAAUGCAUGAAUUUGGUUCAGUCUUUUUAGGAGCAGGGUCUGUUUUUUUUACUGUGUUGAAUAGCAAGAGGUUGGUGUUGUUAUCUUUAUUUGAAAAACAGAAAUGAAUGUUUAUGUUAGAUCCAAUUCACUCGCUUGUCUAAGACUUGUAAAAAGUGACCUUCAGGAGAGAGAGGAGAAUAAUAUGUAACUACCAGCUUGACCAUGUCUUCUUGACAGUGUUGUCUCCAUGUACCACACACUACCUCACCUCACAUUUUUUGCAAAGUUAUUUUUUAUAUAGGUAAAUGCGCACAGGCAUACACACACACAGCUUCCUUGGUGAACUGCGCUGUUGCUAUCUUUUUCUUGGGCUGAGAUGUAAUACUGUGGCCUGAACUCUGGCUACUUGCUUUGCAACUCUAUCUUUUUGUGUUCAUUCUUGAGCAUGACCAUUUCUUAAAUGUGAAAAAAAAUGGGGGGAAAUAUCACCUGAGGGAAGCCAAGCAUUGGAGCAGGUUGCAUGAGAUAGUUGUGUAGUCUACACCUUUGGAGGUUUUCAGACUGGACAAAGCCUUUAUCAUGUUGCUGUGAACUCAGUGUUGUCCCUGCUUUUAGAAUAAGAUAGGGCUCAGUAAUUUUCAAGGUUCCUUUCAGUUUUUCUGUGAUUCACUGGGGUGUAACUAAAGGUAUAACUUCUAGAACAGCAGUUACCAGAUUUUUUGUUGGUACCUCCAUUUUCAGGUCUGAGAUUAAUUUUCACAGUGGGAAGUUGCACAGGGGGUUCCAGCCCCGGACCUCAGCACCCCAGCCCCUCGUUUGAGGAACUGCAGAACUUACAGCGUUGCAUCUCCAGGGUGAAAUUGAUCACUUCAUGCUUAAUGCUUAACAUGUUUAGUACUUGCAGCCUGAAAGAGUAUAUAAUUUGGGGGCUCUUGAAGAGGGCUAUUGAGGGUAUGCUGAGGUAUGGAGAGGUUGGGCAACCAUUUGAAGGAGGUGGCCGGCCUUGGAUUGGGAACAGUAGAAGUGGCAGCCUGCACCUGCGGAAAGUUCUCAAGCAUUUCUCGGAGUACGUAUUAACAGGCAGCAGACUCAGCUGCACCUUGUUUCUAUGCUUUACCUUCGCUCCUGCCUCCCAUACAGUCUGUUAAGAUUCUAAAGAGUUUUUUUGAGCACAGUUCCUGCCUUCAUCCCUCUCCCUACCUUGGUUAUCCCAGCCAUGUUCUCUAGUUUCCCUGAAGUAUGCCCUUCGUACCACAAUACUGUCUGGAAGUCAUUUUUCCCUGUUUAAGUAGUACUUAAACUUGAUAGGACCGUAUGGUACAGAAAGAAACAUGAAAAAACUUAGCUUUCAAGGGUGUUUAAUUUUUCAACUGGCAUAACAAUUACAUUCCACAACUAAGUUGUUCCUCUUUGACUAUUUAUUCUUGUUUGUAUGCCCAAAAAUAUUCACUGAGAUGCCUUGUAUUUUAUUAACAAGACUAGUGUUAUGGAUUUCUAGAAGCUACUUACGUGAACAGCAAGCAGGAUAAAACAUAUUUGUCUACAACUGUUGACAACAUCUGAUGCAGUGUUCCUGGGGUCAUCUAAUAGUAUUAAAAAAGGGAAGUUAAGCUUCCUAGUAUGCAUCUUUAUACUCAGUAUAGGAUAAAGUAGAAUAUACUUUGUAAUCUAUUGAUAUUGAUGAGUUUUUUAUCCAAUGUGAUAAUUAUUUUUGCACAGUAUUAGCCCAGAGUUACUUAAUCUCUUAGCAAGUUGUUUAAAAGGAAUGGUUUGUGGGAAUGACAGUGACAGUAGGUAAGUAUUACAGAAGACAGAAUUUAUUCUCAGCUACUAAUAGUGAUUUUGUUCUGAAACAACUGUGUUGAACUUCAUAUGUUGGCAUGCAGUUAACACAUAUUUGUCGGUGGGCCUAAGGGCAGACCUUCAGACUGUGAACUUCCCAAGAUUUUACUCUGAAAAUCUUGCAGUAGGCCAUGACAUUUAACAAAGAAGUGUUUAGUAUUCCAGCUCCCCAUAAUGAUUACAGGUUGGUUGAGUACUAUCUUAUUUUUUCCACUUUUGCUGCAGAUGCACGCAUGGUCAGAAUUACUGUUCCAAGUUCACAAGAAUGUAGCGGUCAAGGAACGUGCAGGGAUAGAUUACACUUAAGACAACACUCAGAAGAGGACUAAUCCGCUCAAACGUAAUAGUGCCCCCUAAGCUUUUCCAAAAAUUUUUCCCGACCAUCGCUUAUUCUGCUGUCAUUUCCUACACAGGUGUAUAAUUAUUCCAUAUUAAACUUCUGGGUUUGAGGGAAGAGCUACAUUUCAUGGUAGCCGGAUUUAUUCUAUGAAAAAAAAAAUUCCCGAACUGCUUGAGGGUGAAAUACAAGCAUCAGUAGAAACUUUCUAUAUUUCUGAAUGUAAACAUAAAAGCAAAUGUAUUUUUUACAUUGUAUGAUCCCAUGUCAGAGCUAUGGUGAUAACACACUUACAGCUUUUUUAAUGCUGCUUAUCUAUCGGAUCAUUGCAGCAGAAAAAAUCGGCUGAUGUGUCUUCUUGAAACUGAACGUGUGUUAAGUAGGGCUCGCAGCUAAGUGAGCAGUGUGAGUGAGAUCAACUCAUCACUCCUCCAUCCUCAACAGAUAGGCAUUUUGAGAUCCAGCUAUAUGUUGCUGCCAUCUUUCGUAACAAACAAGAUUCAUUACUGAUGCCAUGCUUUUCUUUCUCAUUUAUUCCUGAUUGACACAGAUUGCAGUAGAGGAGAAACGGUCCAUGCCCUAGUAUGAUGGGAUCAAACACCUUCAUGGUGUUAAAUGCUAUGUUAAAUGCAAGGUAAAAUGCUGCUAUUGCCUAAGAAGCAUUCACAAAAGUUAACUUAAACAGAGUGAUGAUCUUGCUUGGCAGCCUCUUGUCAAUGAAGAGAGACAGGUUUCUCCAGGCAACAGGUAAAUUAGUCUUUUGCUUUGAAUCACUGUCUGGAAGGGUCUUCCCCUCCUCUUCACUGUCUAGAUGAACAAGCUUCCCCAGAGUGAUUCUUUGCUUUGUGAGUCAUGUCCUGUGCUGUGAAGGUUAAGCUAAACUCUCCUGUGCAAUAGCUACCAAAAUCAGUGACAUUCCCUGACGGUGGGUAUGAUUCAAACAUAUUAGAAAACAGUGUUUGAAUAAAAUUGCAUCGGAAUCUUCCCUUCACAUCAGUCAAUUAUCACAUCCCACUGGCUGGGGAUAAUGUUUUACUGAAGGAUCUUGGGAUUUACCUGGCAUAUAAUCAGAGUCAUGUCAGUUUAAUAAACGUGCAAAAAAAAAUAUGGGACUAGCAUCAAUAAACAACAUUGAAUCAGUAUGGGGCACCAUGCUCACCUAUCCCAAUGAAGUAGAGAUCCCUCACAACUUAGCAGGCAGUGGGAACAGCUAAACAAUAUUUGACAGGAGAGCAAACAAAUUUCUUUAAAACGGCAUUUGCUUUCUUUACUGAGCUGGGCAGCUCCAUUUUUGAAGUACCCUCCAGCGAUGCUAUGUAGUCCAAACUAAAGUUGUGCAGCUGUUAGGUUUUGCUCUGAAGUAGUAUCAGUGGACAGAGUGCCGAUAGUCUCGGAGUGGUUUGUCCAACAUAAAUGUAAAUGUUAAGACAUUUUUAUUUCUCUCCUUUUUGUUUGUUUGUUUAUUAAGUGACUGUUGUAUAUUUAACAUUUUGGCAGAAAUCACCUUAGCCUUUCAGGCCUCAGUGAGAUGAACUUUUUACUAUUUAUUUGGCAGUAGCAGCUGAUACAUGAUUCCAGAAGGUAUCCUUAUGGAUGAAUUGAAUGAAUACUUGUGGUCUUCCCACAUAUUCAUGCUGCUGAGAUCCAGGAGAAAUGAACUCAUGUAUUUCACAGUAAUUUAAAUUCCAUGUUGGCAGGUUCUACUAAGCCUGGGGACACCCAAUUCAAAAUAUCUCUGUUUAUGAGAAGUACUUCAAGCUACUUGCCUCUUUUCUCCAUGGGAGUAUUUUCACAUAGGAACCUACUGAUUCUCCUGGGAAAUCAUACAGUAACUCUUUGAUAGUUAGAGCUGUUUUUUUUGUGUAUGUGCAUCCCUUCACGGGUAGGGUUGGGAGGGCAUGUAAUUGCUGAAGAUGAGAGUUAAUGAGUAUUUUUCUUGUAACUGAUGACUGUAAAUACACAAAGAUGGCCUAAGUGGGAAUUUUGGUAACAUUAGAGUGCUUUAAGCUCUCCUCUGAGAAGGGUUGAAGCUAGAUCAUGAUAAAAUAGUUUUCAAAAGAGAUUUUAAAGAAUUUACAGGGCUUACUCAAUUUACAUCCUGUCUUGGGUAACAUUAUUCAAGCAAGCCUGUUCAAAUUGGUUAUAUUUUUAGAAGAGAAUCCUCACUGAAUUACUUUUUAAAAAUAUGCAGUCUUUAGUGUAUAGAUCUCUGUAGAUCAGAGAAUACAUUUCUACAUCAGCAUUUUACCAGAGCACUAGGAAAUGAUUUUUAUUUGCUUGAAUGUGAAAAGUAGUUGGUCAACUAAGGAUUCUUCUGUUAAGCCAAAAGGAUUAGGGCUUUUUUGCCUGCCUGUUAAUUUUAGUGUUUUCCUUAUUGUUAUCAAAUGACAUAAUAUUUUAUUCUUCAUAAUUUGUAUUAUUAAGAGAACAGUACGACCGCUCUCUUCAAGUGGGCUGUUCUUGAUCUGAAUUGUAGACUGCACUCAGAACAGGAGCAAGCUUGGUGUUCUUGAGCAAUUCUCAAUGCAAGAGAACAUACCUUCUUCCUAUGGAUCUCAUUUUAAGAUUUUUUUAAAGGUAGACCAGAACACUGUAAAUUACAUUCCCUUUGUUCUACUUACCAAAGCGUUAAAUACAGUCUUCAUACUUGAAGAGGGUGUUUUGAAAGUGAUCAUUGUUCUUGGGGCAGUGAAUGCUAUUCUAGCUUUCACAAGUUGUUCUGCCUUACUUUCAUAUCCAUUGUUAGAAAAAUGUAAUUACAUGAACACAAAAUACAUCUACUGGGUCAAAGCCCUUUAGCCCAGGAUGCCCUCUCUGAUGGUAGCAAAACCCAAAUGCUUAGGAAGGAGUAUGAAAAUAGACAAGCAUAUGAUACUAUUUUCUUGCAUAAACCCUCCCACUGUCCAGCAGCCUGUGGCUUGAAGAUGAUCCGAGAGAAAAAUUGUAUAAUUAUCUGUGUUUAAUAAUUCCUGCUAUACUUUUUUUUUCCAUUACUUUUGUCUAAUUGCUUUCUUGAUUCAUUGUAUUUGUUGCUUCCAUAAUACUAUAGGGCACUGAGUUCCACCAUUUAAUUGCACCAUGUAAAAAACAAUAAAUACAAUUGUAAAUACAAUUUACGCAAUAGAUUCUGACUUGGUUGGUCUUGCUUUCAUUCAGACUGUUAGCUGGGAUGCAGCUGACUAAAUGCUUUAAGUGUAGGUAUUUUUCUAGCAUAUCCAAUGAAUAGAUGUUGUUAAUAAGGAUUUAAAAGAUUGCCUUCAACCAUAUCUAACUUUUUUCUAUUUAUAAGAAUAUUUAGCUGGGACAAACCUUAAAUGUCACCUAAAUGAGCCUUUCAGCAUUUGCACAUAUGCCAACAUAACAUGCUGAGCUACUCUAUAGUGGAUGCUAGGUCUUGUAUUUCCAAAGUUCAGGCCACAGUUUUGCUUAGGAUAUUGUUCUCAGGGAGGUAACUAAACCAGAGUAUCUAUUCCUUGCUGACGUGUCUAGCGUAGGUUUGUUAUAAAGCUUCCAGGUAAAUAGUUUUGCCUGUAGGCUUGUGGAGGUGCACGCAGGCUGAGCUGUUUAAUACACAUUGUGGGAUGAACAGUCAUGUAAAAAAUACAGUAAAGUAAAAUUGAUAUCAUUUGAAAUGUUUAUUUUCCAGAGCUCCUUUUGUACGUUAAAUGCACAGCAGUGACUUUUCUCUCUGUUAUACAGAGGAGCCAAUAUACUGUUACACACCACACAACUUCACCCGCGAUCAAGCCUUGUAUGCCAGAGGAUAUUGUUGGACAGAAUUAAAAGAUGCCUUGCCAGGAGUUGAUGCCAGCCACUGGCCCUCCUUGUUUGAGCAUAAGUUCCUACCUUAUGCACUGCUGGCUUUUGCUGGGAUAAUGUACAUUCCAGCUCUGGGCUGGGAAUUUCUGGCCUCCACUCGACUGACUUCAGAGCUUAAUUUUUUGCUUCAGGAGAUUGAUAAUUGCUACCACCGUGCAGCUGAAGGACGGGCACCAAAAAUAGAGAAACAGAUCCAGUCCAAAGGCCCGGGGAUCACAGAGAGAGAGAAAAGAGAAAUCAUUGAGAAUGCAGAGAAGGAAAAAAGCCCUGAACAGAACUUGUUUGAGAAAUACCUGGAAAGAAGAGGACGAAGUAACUUCUUAGCUAAGCUUUAUCUCGCAAGACAUUUGUUCAUCAUCUUUUUAAGCAUCAUACCAAUUACAUACUUAUCCACCUACUAUGCUACACAGAAGCAAAAUGAAUUUACGUGUGCUCUAGGAGAGCCUCCAGACAAGACAAGCAGUUCCAAAUUACACAUCAGAGUGAACUGUAAGCUGCCAUCUGUCCAGCUCCAGAGGAUAAUUGCAGGUGUAGAUAUCUUUCUCCUCUGCUUUAUGAACUUGAUCAUCCUUAUCAACUUAAUUCACCUCUUUAUAUUUCGCAAGUCCAACUUCAUAUUUGAUAAACUGAACAAAGUUGGAAUAAAGACCAAGAAACAGUGGCAGAAGUCCCAGUUUUGUGACAUCAAUAUUUUGGCCAUGUUUUGUAAUGAGAAUCGGGACCACAUAAAAUCAUUGAACCGUCUGGAUUUUAUUACGAAUGAAAGUGAUCUGAUGUAUGACAACGUGGUGCGCCAACUGCUGGCGGCGCUGGCCCAGUCUAAUCAUGAUGCCACCCCAACCAUGCGUGAUUCAGGGAUCCAGACAAUAGACCCCAGCGUCGACCCAGCAGACAUCGAUGGCAAUGAGCAGCUCAUCAUUAAGAGACCAAGGAAGAAGAUGAAAUGGAUCCCGACUACCAAUCCACUUCCUCAGCCUUUCAAGGAGCAGUUAGCCAUUAUGAAGGUCGAAAACCAUAAACCUGAAAAGCCUAAGCCUGUGCGGAGAAAAACGGCGACGGAUAGCCUUAUUGCUCCUUUGUUAGAGUCUGCUGCAAAAACCUCACAGCAAUCAUCAGCUCAUAAAACUGAGUCAAACGCUGUCCCGAGCACAGGCAGUGAAAAGAAGCACACGCGGCACUUUUCCUUGGAUGUACAUCCAUAUAUACUUAGCAGUAAAAAAACCAAGCCAGAGAUUCCAGCCAUCCCCUCGAUGCCUACAUCAAAAAGCCAAGAGGGUGGAUUUCUAAACCAGGAAGAGAAUGUCAUAGUACACGUUACCUCCUCUCUCAAAGACACCCCUCAUCCUGCAAAAGAGAUGCUGUACUCAUCUGAGACGUGCAGAACUGUGCCUGCUGCUGGGGCUUUUGUCACAUGCAACCACAACCAUAUAGCCACGACUGCUGCAACAGGUAUGACUUUGAACCCAGCCAAAGCAGAACCAGCCCCUGCGCUGAACUGCAACCCCACCCACCCUCUGCUGCACAUCAACACGCUGUAUGAGGAUCACGAGGAGGAAGUUUCAAACAUAAUCGACAAUGGGAUUCACUCUCCAGCUGACGCAGGGGAAAUUCUCUCCAUCCCCACCCCUAAGCAGAUACGGCUGGCAACGUUUGACGAACCGAUGGCAAUCGUGAGCUCGGUGGAGUACUGAAGUUCCAUGGCUGCUCUCUGGUGGCCAAGUCCAAGGCAACUGCAGUGAGAAGCGUCGUCCCUCAACACUGCACUUCACUGCAUGAGCAUGGAGAGCUUUCAUACGAACUGUAGCUCUUGGUAGUAACACCAAACCGUUUUUCAGGAUCACGUCAUGAGCACUGUCAUUUACAACAUAGAAUAAGUAAAACCUGGUGGAAGUAGACCUUUAACACCAAGACAACCAUUAGCUCUAGCUCUGAACUGUAGCUUCCCGAUUGAAUUGGUUUUAGCACAACUUACGAACAUUAGAAGUCUGCUGGCAUGCCGCAGUAAUUUUAGUGAGUAUUUAAACCGUUUGCAUUCAGAAUCGCUGAUGAAAGUUAAAAAGGCACAGAGGUGAGGUAUGCUUUUUUUAAUGGCAGCAGUUAAAAAAGAGUUUUUUUCUAAGCUGAGAGGAUUUUUUUUUUCAAUUCAGGGUUACGAAAAAGUUAUAUGCAAGCAAAUUUUGGUUUGUUUGUUUCUUUAGCUCACUGACAUUGGGCUCGGUGGAGACUUAGCUGAAAGGGCCUUACUACCACCAGCAGCAUUUAAGUGCAAAAGGAAUGGAUACUUUCAACCUCUUGCAUUUAUAAAUGAAAAUACCUGAGGUAUGCCCCGCCCUUUAACGAGCUUUUAUGUUUGAUGGAAGAUGCUGAAAUGAAGAGUUUAUUUUUUUAAAUAUAUUUUACCAUGGGAAAAAUUACUUUAAUAACUUUUCAAACCAGGUGUUUGUUGCUUUUAACAAAAUGUGUAGAAGAGAGUCAUUGUAGCUGCUUAUUUUUCAUAGUGUAUUUAUGAACCAGGUUAGAAACUUCUAUGGGUGCUUCACUGAUGAAAAAUCUUACAGAGGUUGUUACAAAAUAUCUUACAAAAUACAAAACCAGCAAAAUCAUAUUCAAAUCACAGGAUUAAAGAAGCCUAUGAAUGUAGGUGUCUGCGCUUGGCUAGUUCUUGAUUCAGCAAACACUUAAGGCUAUGGAUGUCACUGACAUGACCCAUAUGUUCUUUCUAAAGCUAAGCACAUACUGAAGUGGCUUUGCUGGAUCUGGACUCUAGCGCAAGCAGACAAUGAUCCUGCUGUAUGUGCUAUCAUUCUGAUUCAAUAUUUGCCUUCCUUGGCUCAAAGCACAUCUUCAUCCCCAUCUUCCUAUAACUUUGAUAUGUGUGAUUUAAUAGGAAAUUAUAGUAUAACUAAAACAUCUAUUAAAAAUGUAUCAUGCAAUAACCAUUCUCAGCAAAAUGAUAGUGAAACAAAAAGUGACUGUGUUCAAAUAAUAUUACUACCAGAAUUAUGGGCUAUGUGUGUUUGCAUCAAAUUAUGUAUAAUGAAUGGUAGAAGAAAUAUGCAGCACAAAUACAGGAUUGAAAUCUUGAAUUUAUUUUUAAUUUAUUACCUCAGACAUGGAUAUAUGAUACCAGUAUUUAAUGAAAAUAGCACUGAAAAUAAAUACAUAUUAUUCUGAAUA